CUCUGCAGUAGGAAGGCUUCGAGUUCAGCACCUGCACACUUGUCAAAAGAGGACAGAAGCGGCCAGUAAGGAGGACCAGGAGUUUUUUCCCUUUUUUUAAACACUUUCUGAGAACAGAACUAGUAGACUUUAUAUGAGCAGCUUUUAUCUCCUGCGUUUGCAACAAUCCGGGCAGGUUUAGACGCUUUUCUGCAACGUGGAGCGUUUAUUUGACAUUUUAUAACCAGAUAAGAACAAGAUUUUCUUCUUUAAACUGACAAAGUCCAAAUGUAAGGAUUAUUAUUUUUACUUCGAGCUAAUUUUAACUCCUUCAAUACCAAAUAUAGUCAACGGGGGAUUAUUUUGGAGUGGUCUUGGCGUGAAUCCGAUGCGCUUUAUUAAGCUCUGCCCAAUACAGAGUGAGGAAACCCAGCGCCUCACUGGACUGCAUGAUUUGUGAAGCUCAAUAAUUCAUAAUUGGACUAUAUUUCUGGCGGUUACUGCGUGUUUACUGAUUGUAGCACUGAUCUAGACCGUCACCUGUCUUUUGUGGCUAUAAUUGCAGCACUUAUUUAUGUAAUUGCCGUAUUUAGAAAGCUGUUUGUGCUGGCUGAUAUUCGUGUGCAGGAUAAUUUGAACUAUUUCACAUUUAUACGUUAACCGAUUCACAAAAGUCAGUUUUGGUGUGGUAAAAAAACGGCAUGUCUUACCACACCGGUGCCUUAACGUGUUGGAAGACCUGGCUGGGCCUGCUCCUCCUGGCUGUGACCGCGGGGUGCCGUGAGGACGCCUCACAGCCUCAGGAGCCCCCCAGCGCGGCUUCGCCCAGCUUCGCCUCCUCCUUCACUGAAUACAUGGUCCCGGUUCUCGGCUACGUGGAGUCCGUGGUUGGGACGCAGGUCAUGAAGGCGUGUAGUGAGAAAGCAGUAGGGUACCUUGAAUCAGUGUUUGGGCCAGACAACGUCAGUGCUAUUGCCAUGUUUGUGGAGAUGGUGCUCCGGUUUGUGGCAGAAGGAGCUGCCAGCGGACUGAAUGUCAUCGCUGUUUAUGUGUCCGAGAUUCUUCGUGCAACCGGACUGGGAGAUCCAGUGUCCAUCCCACACUUCACUGCUGAGGGCGUGUCCUCGGUGGUCAAGUGCGCAUUGCUGGGAGUGAUUGCUUACUGGCUGCUGUGUGCUGUGCUGCGUGUUGGAGUAUCGUUGCUAAGGCGAGUCUUCUGGCUCGUGAAAAGCAUCGUCGUCGUCUGGCUCUUCAUCCGGAUCAUCAGUGACCCGACUGCAGCGCCCGACAUCACAGCAGUGCGGGUGUCGUUACUGGUCAUUUUCUGUGCUGUGGUGAGUGUGGCCUCUGGGAGCGUUAGUGGGACAAACUCGGCCUGUCUGGAGAAUCGGCUGAGCACCUUGGAAGGAAAAGUCAAAGUGAUGGAGAAGAGGAAAACGGAGUGAUGUGCGACUAAAUAAAACAAGAGAUAGAGGAAAAGAGCAGAGGGUGGCCAUGUAAACAAUGGGACUUCAUGUACUGGAAUAAAACAGUAUUUUGGUGUGUU
Messenger RNA from Pygocentrus nattereri (red-bellied piranha), 1525 nucleotides. Its product is annotated as transmembrane protein 109. Lineage: Eukaryota; Metazoa; Chordata; Actinopteri; Characiformes; Serrasalmidae. Gene Ontology annotation, biological process: intrinsic apoptotic signaling pathway in response to DNA damage by p53 class mediator; cellular response to gamma radiation. The transcript is spliced from 4 exons. Bases 681 to 1424 code for a protein of 247 amino acids. The record is from RefSeq and is a predicted model, not a curated record.